Schizosaccharomyces japonicus yFS275 is the source of this 2988-nucleotide messenger RNA. RefSeq names its product replication fork protection complex subunit Swi1. Gene Ontology annotation, cellular component: chromatin; replication fork protection complex; subtelomeric heterochromatin. The transcript is spliced from 2 exons. The coding region runs from base 1 to 2988 and encodes 995 amino acids. The record is from RefSeq and is a predicted model, not a curated record. Gene Ontology annotation, biological process: replication fork arrest; gene conversion at mating-type locus; replication fork processing. Gene Ontology annotation, molecular function: DNA binding; Y-form DNA binding; double-stranded DNA binding. NCBI's taxonomy places the organism in Eukaryota, Fungi, Ascomycota, Schizosaccharomycetes, Schizosaccharomycetales, Schizosaccharomycetaceae.
AUGGACUUGUUUACUACUGUCCAGGGAACAGUAGCUGCUAUCGGUAGUAUUGACUACUCUCAAAAGGAUGAGCCUUACGUUCUUAGUGAAGACGCACUCACAUGUUUAAAAGAUAUCAAGCGGUGGCUGCGUCUUAUUGAUGAGAAGUACGACACUUUCGAGGUCCGUUAUGUUCUGGCAAAACUUUGCCUUGUAAAAAAAGACUUGUUUUCAAUCUUGUCUUCUUGGGAUGGGAACUUCAGAAAUCCAAAGAGUUGGAGAAUUGCACUUGGCUGUUUAGAAAUUCUUGUUCCAUUGACAUGGCCUUUGGAGACCGAUGAAAACACUUCUCGUGAAAAUUGGGAGAUGCUCCCAAACCUCAAACAAGCUCAAGAGGACUACAAGACUCUUAUUAUUGAUCAUCCUAAAAAUAGAGUGAUUAAGUCCAUUUUGGCCGUUUUACUUCGUCCUCUUUCAACUUCCUAUGAAAAACGAACGGAUCGAGACAAUGGCAUCAUUCGCAUUAUUACUUAUCUGUUCAGGAAUCUUUCGAGAAUCGAUGAAAUUAAAAGUCGCUCGGAAACCCUACUUUCGUUUUCAUCAAGUCAUAUUCUUGAUUUUAUAGUCACUGCGUGUUCCAGUAUUGCUGAGUUCCAGGAACUAGACGUGGUUUUUCUCGAGAUAAUUUACUAUUUAAUUCGCGGUAUAGCUCCGAAAGUUAUAUUCACAAGUGAGGAAUCUGCCAAAAACCAGUUGAACAAACUUCUUCAAGAUGAACUGCGCUCGAAACGGAUCAACAGUAAAAACUCGACUACAAGACAUACCCGUUUUGGUACAAUGACCUCCAUAGUAUCAAGCGAUAAUCGCCGUUAUACUGUUACUGGGCAAAACAUGCAAGGGACGGGAUUGGAAAAGCUUGACUCUACUAAAAAGUACAGAAGAGCAAAACGAAAAAAGAACAAUGUAGAUGACAUAGACAAAUCCGUACAAAUUUCUGCAGAUGCAAAAACUGUUCUGCGCGGCUUUGUCACGACAUUCAUGGACUCGAGUUUUAACCCACUUUUUGAGAGUUUGCUUCGGGCAAUGGAGCGAGAAGAACCAAGGUUUCUAGAAAUUCAUAGGCUGUACUACUUUUAUGUGCAGUCAUUCUUCCUCGAAUGCUUGAUACUAAAAGACCCUGUAAAGUCGGGUGUUUAUUCAAAUGAUUAUGCAUACGGUCUAGUCGCUUCUGUUCUCGAUCCUCGAGCCUUAAUUAUGCUGCAGCGUGUGUUAAGGGAGGCUUUCGAACUGAGACAAUGGCCGCUUUUUCAAGCUGGACUACUCGCCUUCACAAAAGUGAUUACCACUAUUCAUUCAAUGUCUUUAAGUUCAGAAAAAGAGUUUCAGGACAUAGCUGAUAACAUGCUCAGUAACUUAUUCUAUGAAGAAAGCAACCUGGAACUCGUUGUAUCUGUCCUAAAGUCGUACCGAUUGCAAUCGUUUGGUUUCUUAAAUGCCCUUACAGAGUUUGUUACCGUGCUUUUAAAGGAACUUGAGUUGUUUUCGAGUGCAAAACAAUAUCUCUAUGUGAAGAGAAGACGGAAAAAACAAAACAGAGAGAAGUCUAAUUUGGACAUUGUCGAGGAAGAAAAAUUGGAGAUUGAACAGGCCGAUACAAUUGAACAGGAUCGGCUUUUCAGCUUCAACGCGUAUGAGGCACGCUUUUGUCACGAAGCUUGUGUGAAUACAUUUCUUACAUUUCUGUAUCAUUAUCGAGAACUAUCUCCUGUACAGAUUCUACGUGUCAUUACGUUUUUUCACAGGAUAUUUGUUCGCCAAAAAUGUCAAGUUCUACUUUACCGUUUAGACAUUCUGCGUUUAUUUGAUAGAAUUUCUGACGAUUAUGUAGGAUUUCCGCGGAGUAAUCCAGCUAGACAAGAGUUUGAAGCUUUUUAUCGCUAUUACGCAAAAAAGCUUACGGACAAUUUGAUGCGGGUUCCCGCAUUAUAUACCGAACUUUUGUUUCCCAAAAUUUCCGGCACGAUGUAUUAUUUACAGCACGGAGAAGAUCCUGCGAAGGACAAUCAUGUCUCUCGCCGGGGUGCUUUAUACGAGCUUGUUCCUGGUCUCACUUAUGAGCAGCAAAUUGCUGUUUGUGUUGCAGUUCUCAUUAACGAGCAGAAGACUGAACUGUUGGAUGAACUUAAAACAUCCAUUGGUAUUGCGAUGAAUGAGAGAAAAGCGUGGGAGCAGCGUAUACUAGCACUUAACACAGAAGCACCACCUGAUGAUGAGUUCAGAGACCCUUUAGCAGUACCUGUCUUUUACUUAAAGGGCGAGACAGAGGCCUUUAGAAAUGCUCAAUUGAAAGAUGAAUUCCAAGAACCCAUUGAUCCUCGUCACCCAGAAGACCCUUGGUUCCUCCCUUCAUCGAUUACAUACGAAAAGCUUUCCGAAUACUCACAAUUGUUGAAACGAUUUACUGAGCAGCCACCUGUUUUCGAAGGCACAACAGCAGAAGCACUGCUUAUCAAAAAACCUAGGGGACAUGUCAGACUUCCUUCUCCCGACAACUCUGAAGACUCAGACUCAGAGGAUGAAAACAAUGAGUUUGAGCCUGAUGAUCCAAUCACGUUUGCUAACCGAAAACAAACUCUUAAACUCAAACCAGUAAAGAGAAGAAGGGAAAUUUCGGAAGAAGAACUUGUCAAACGUAAGGAACAGAAGGAGAAUAAGGAGAAGGAAAAGAAGUCUGCCAUAAAAAGCAGUAAAUUUGUCGUUGAUUCUGAUGACGACCCAGAGGCAGAUGCCGCUUUCUUUGCUGCAGAAGAGGAGCUUCGCAGGCGAAACGCUCUUCGCGGCAAGACAAAUAACAUCAGCACUGCGAUAACAGGUACAGAUUUCUCACUGCUGGACAGUUAUUCACUCGACAAUGCAUCUUCUGAUGAGAUGAACGAUGAAACACUUGGAUUAUCAAGGAAACGAAGUAGGGUAUCCAAGAUUAUUGUCGACGAAAGUGACGAGGAGUGA